AUGGUAUCAACGAGAGGCUUACGGUAUAAAUUUAGCGAAGGAGAGCGUGUCCUUUGCUAUGAACCUGACCCUACUAAGGCCAAAGUGUUAUACGAUUCGAAGGUUUUAGAGGUAAUAGAGAGCAAGGACAAGAGAGGCCGUCGCACUGUGGAGUACUUGAUACAUUUUCAAGGCUGGAAUUCUUCCUGGGACCGUUGUGUCAGUGAAGAUUUUGUACUUAAAGAUACAGAAGAAAAUAGGCAAUUGCAGCGAGACUUGGCUGAGAAAUCCCAGCUUCAAUUGGGUGCCUAUUUAUACCGAAGAGAGCGUAAAAAGGGCAGCAACACGAACGCAAAUUCGGGACCUGCUAAACGUGCCCGUCAUGGCUUCAGUGACGAUGGCUCUUCAAGUAGCACCCAGCCUGAUGAAGGCGAGACUGGGGACACGGACUCGUCGUCGGGGUCGGGCUCGGGCAGCUCCCAGCCGCACUCGCCGCUACACAACCCUCACGCCGGCCGUGCGCAUAUCGCACUGCCCUCUGCACUUAGAGACCGGCUGACAUUUGACUACCACUUGGUAGUGAAGCGCGGGCGGCUCUCCCGGCUGCCUGCUACGCCGUGUGCCGCACAGAUUCUCGAGUCGUUCGUGAAGUGGUUCGCGCGCGCCGGUGCCUGGCACCCCGCGCGCGCGCGCCAUGAGCCGCCGCAGCGCCCCGACAUGCUCGACGUGUCCUGCAGGUUGAAUCUAGUCCGAGAAGUCGCAGAUGGACUAAGAGUAUACUUCGACUUCGUUCUGCGCGGGCAUUUAUUGUACAAACAGGAACUGAACCAAUAUCACGAGAUCUGCGGGCAGUUUAAUGAUGAUCACGACAUAAAAAGCGAUUUAGAAGACGACGGGGAGCAGUCACAAGACGACGGCACGGUCGCAUCAGUUGAAGAUGAUUUAAAAAGUCCCAAGAUGCCAGAAUACUCGCACCUACCUCCAGACCCUACUGAUGGAGAAAAUGGCGAAGAUGACUCUAUCAUGAAAGCUAUGGACUCAACGGAUGGUACAAAUUCCAACGACGAUCCUAUUUCUAGUUUAGUUCAAGAAAACAAUUACGACGAGGAAAUGAGAAAUGAUCUAAACGACAAAUCGAUGAAAAGCGAUUCCCCGAGUGAAGACAUCUCUAACCACAAUAGCUGUACGAAAACGAGAGAGGGGCGUUCCGCUACACGCAGGGGUAACGUUGCCAGAAGGCUCCGUUCACAUAAAUCUGCCGUCUCACAUUCGGAGAAUGAAGAACCUGCGCCGUCUAAGUCUGCAGGGGAACAGCGUACAUUUGAAACAUUUUCUUCAAGCAGCGGCUCGUCGCUGAGCGAGGGCUGGACGCGCCCCGCGCCGCCGCCCACCGUGCACACACACACACGCACGCCGCUCUCACAGCUGCUCGAUAAGGUCUCAAAAUGGCAGAUAAUUCCCCGGGAAGGCACCGAGCACCUACCGAGUCGGGUAUACGGUGCCAUCCACCUCGCUAGACUCUUUGUAAAACUACCAGACUUUUUGAAUGCAACGCAGAUGCCGGAUUUCAAACUUAAGUUGAUUUUAAAACACAUCGAUAUGUUUAUACAGUAUUUGGAUGAACACAGUGAAUGGUUCGGCGAGAUGUACUAUAUAGCAGACGGAGUUUCCCGUUCACACUGA
Molecule: messenger RNA, 1662 nt
Organism: Parnassius apollo (apollo)
Lineage: Eukaryota; Metazoa; Arthropoda; Insecta; Lepidoptera; Papilionidae
Source: the annotation of a GenBank genome assembly